Trifolium pratense (red clover) is the source of this 634-nucleotide messenger RNA. RefSeq names its product agamous-like MADS-box protein AGL80. Gene Ontology annotation, biological process: positive regulation of transcription by RNA polymerase II. The coding region runs from base 60 to 593 and encodes 177 amino acids. The transcript has 2 exons. Gene Ontology annotation, molecular function: RNA polymerase II cis-regulatory region sequence-specific DNA binding; protein dimerization activity; DNA-binding transcription factor activity, RNA polymerase II-specific. The record is from RefSeq and is a predicted model, not a curated record. NCBI's taxonomy places the organism in Eukaryota, Viridiplantae, Streptophyta, Magnoliopsida, Fabales, Fabaceae.
AAAACAUAACACAAACCCUUUUAUAAGAAUUUCUACUUUGUUUUCUGGUCAUCACUACCAUGGGAAACAAGGUGAAACUUGCAUUCAUAACACAUAAUACAAAGAGAAAGGCAGCAUUCAGAAAGAGAAAAAUUGGUAUACUGAAGAGGCUUAAUGAAAUCACCACUCUUUGUGGAAUCGAAGCAUGUGGAAUACUCUAUGAUAAUAACAAUCCUCAACCAGUGGUUUGGCCAACAGAUUCAGGAGCCAAAAGUGUGCUAUCAAGGUUUGCGAGUUUGCCUGAAUCGGAGCAAAGUAAUAAUAAGGUGAAUCAAGAGGACUUCUUGUGGAAAAGGAUUGAGAAAGACUUCGAGAAAUUGAAGAAAGAAAGGGAGGAAACUCGGAAAAAUGUUAUGGCCAUAAUCAUUAACCAUUACAUUUAUACUAAAGAAUUUAAUGGCAAUUCAAUGAGCAAAAAUGAUCUAAAUGAUAUGUCAUGUUUUAUUGAUGAGAAUCUGAAAGAAAUUUAUCGAAAGAUGGAAGGAAUGAAAAUUGAAUCCCAAGAGCAUGAUGGAAAUGAAGCUGGAGUAAUGAAUGAAACAAAGAAACAAUAAAAUAUUGGUCAAAUAAAUUUUCAACAUCUUAUGUUGUUUAA